AUGUUUACUCACUGCCGCCCGGCGGCCAAGCUUGCCUUCCGCGGCUCGCGCCAGUGUCCGACAGCUAUCCUGGCCACUCCCCGAACGACCCGAACGAACAGAACCUACCACUCCUACGAUCACCCAUCUCCGACUACAUCCUUCAACCCUCAAGAGAAGACGAUCUUGUCUGCCGCCUACAAGCAUGUCCCCGAGCAUGGCUUCACCCAGAAGGCCCUGACUCUCGGCGCCAAGGACGCCGGAUACCUCGACAUUAGCACCAGCGCGCUGGCAGACGGCCCUUUCAGCCUCAUCCGGUACCAUGUUGUGACGAAACGAGAAAGCCUAGCGGCCAAGAGCAAAGACAUGAUCAAUCAGACAACAGAAACUACCGUCGGCGAAAAGGUGGAAUGCAUAACUUGGCAGCGGCUUCUGGAAAAUGAAGCUGUUAUCGACCGUUGGCAAGAGGCUUUGGCCGUCAUGGCACAGCCAAGCUACGCUGCGGCCUCAUUGAAGGAGUUGGCCAAGCUGGCUGAUGAAAUCUGGUUCCUCUCCGGCGACACCUCUGUUGACCCCUCUUGGUACACCAAGCGCGCAAGCUUGUCCAUGAUCUAUGCCUCCAGCGAGCUGUUCAUGACUAACGACAGGUCACUCGGCUUCCGGGACACCAGAGACUUUCUCCAAAGGAGACUGAAGGAGGUUCAAGAAGUUGGUGGCGCUCUUGGGUCUUUGGGUCAAUGGGUUGGUUUCACGGCUAGCGCGGGUGUCAACGUCUUGAGAAGUAAAGGACUUCGAAUUUAG
Molecule: messenger RNA, 780 nt
Organism: Colletotrichum karsti
Lineage: Eukaryota; Fungi; Ascomycota; Sordariomycetes; Glomerellales; Glomerellaceae
Product: rpsU-divergently transcribed protein
Exons: 2
Coding region: 1-780 (259 amino acids)
Biological process (GO): ubiquinone biosynthetic process
Cellular component (GO): mitochondrial inner membrane
Molecular function (GO): lipid binding
Source: RefSeq, a predicted model, not a curated record